UACAGCUCCGCCUCCAGCAUUUACUCUUUGCUAAUGGAAUUACUUAUUUGCCCCCCCAAGGACUCUCAAAUUUUGAACUUCAUUAUCCUAUUUUCAAGUUUUCUGAAAUCAUCUCUCUACAACAUUUUCGAAAUCAAUUCCCCGACCUAAAAGGAUUCAAAACGUUCAACAACCUCGCUCCGGUCGUCGAAAUCCAGUCUCCCACGAGAUGCCUGUAGGUCAGUUCAUACAAGAGUCAGUUGUGAGUUUGUUAGAGGACAUACUACGAAACUACUUCGUAUCGAGAAUUUGUAUAUUGUACCUCAUUUUCUGCCAAUUAGCCCAAUCAAAGAAGAGGAAACGGUCUCAGAUUGUUCGUCCAUACAGCAUACUUAAUAGAGUUCCAGCACAGGAGAGUCAUAUGGAGCGACUAGUAGGUACAACUGAUAUUGAUUGCCUUGUGAACCUAAGAAUGGACCGAAAUGCAUUCAGAAAACUACGUAGGAUGUUAAGAGAGUUAGGUUUCCUGUUAGACAAACAGUUUGUAUGCAUUGAAGAACAAGUUGCAAUCUUCUUGGGAGUUUUAGCACAUCAUAAGAAAAACAGGAUUGUUAGAUUCAAUUUUCAGCGAUCAUGGCAUACGGUUUCCGUAUAUGUGCAUAAAGUUCUGAAGGCUAUAUUACGGAUGCAGUCACGAUUCAUUGCGAAGCAGGAGCCCAUCAAGGAUGACUGCGUUGACUACAGGUGGAAAUGGUUCAAGAUCUACCAUGUAUACUUGCAGGUAUUUUUAGUGCUAAUAAAAAGUGCAUCACAUACACCUGAAAAUCCUAUCAUGAUGUUCAAUAUGUGGCACACAAAGGCACGUAAUGUCAUAGAACGAGCAUUCUCCGUCCUUAAAAUGCGGUGGGACAUUUUGCGUAGUGCAUCGUACUACUCUAUCAAGGUGCAGAUAAGGUUGAUGAUGGCGUGUUUCCUCUUGCACAACUACAUCUGUACUGUGAUACUGGUGGAUCCACUGGACGAACUGAUAGACAGGUGGGAUGAAGCUGGUGGCAAUGCGGAGGAGCCAAUUGGGCAGGAAUUUGUUGAUACAAUUGAGGCAACGAGUGAGCGGUCCAUGACAAGAGACGCAAUGGCACAGGCAAUGUGGAAUCUUGUAAGUCUUGUUUUAAUGAAUUGGUUGGUCUUAGAUUGCACGUCUAACAAAGACUUGAUUCAGUUCCAGGGCAACAACGAGGCCACAUGAUUUUGUGUUUUGUGGCAGUGCUUGUGUUAGGAAAUUGUCCUACCAAUGUUGUGUUAGGUCGACUGGAUUAUGGAACAUGUAUUAAACUACAUUCCCCUAGUGUGAUUAAUGUCUUAGACUAUCCUCUAUUGUUUGCUGUUUAAAAUACCAAUACCCCAAAAAGAAGCCUAAGACUCUUUUUUUUUUUUUUUUUUUUACUAAUAGAUUCAGACCAAAGUUUUUGAUUGUUUGAGUUUGUCGAGAGAAACGUAAAAGUAAGGAAUAUAGGACUUUCUCCUUUCA
This is a messenger RNA of Salvia splendens (bonfire salvia), 1507 nucleotides long. RefSeq lists its product as uncharacterized. The record is from RefSeq and is a predicted model, not a curated record. The transcript has 4 exons. The coding region runs from base 209 to 1225 and encodes 338 amino acids. Lineage: Eukaryota; Viridiplantae; Streptophyta; Magnoliopsida; Lamiales; Lamiaceae.